Molecule: messenger RNA, 2434 nt
Organism: Choloepus didactylus (southern two-toed sloth)
Lineage: Eukaryota; Metazoa; Chordata; Mammalia; Pilosa; Megalonychidae
Product: protein tyrosine phosphatase type IVA 1-like
Exons: 1
Coding region: 571-1092 (173 amino acids)
Biological process (GO): protein dephosphorylation
Cellular component (GO): nucleus
Molecular function (GO): protein tyrosine/serine/threonine phosphatase activity
Source: RefSeq, a predicted model, not a curated record
AAAUAAUCAGACGACUACCGCCGCCCCCUGCCUUGCAGCCGCUGCCAUCGCCACCGCCUGUUUCGCCGCCGCCUCGGGACCGGCUGUAUGAUUAGGCCACAAUCUUCAAUGAGUAAACAUAUUCCUCAGUUCUGUGGUGUUCUUGGUCACACAUUUAUGGAGUUUCUGAAGGGCAGUGGAGAUUACUGCCAGGCACAGCACGACCUCUAUGCAGACAAGUGAACUGUAGAAACUUGUUACUACUCCACCAAGAAACCCCCAUAAGAGUGGUUAACCUGGACACAGAAGUGUUGAAUUGAAAUCUGCAGAGCAUUUUACAAGAGUUCUGACCUGGAUGGGGUAGACCUCAGUGCACUUCUUUUAUAUUGCCUCAGUAUUACUGGAUUAAAGAAUCGCUGCUUCUUGUUAGGAGGUUCAUUUCAUUUCCCAUUACUUCCAGCUUCAUACUCAAAGCACUGAGAAUUUCAAGUGGAGUAUAUUGAAGUAGUCUUUGGUUUCUUUACAUCGUUUCUGUAUUCAAUUUUUUAAAUUCUUUCAUAACCCUUUUGAGUGUUUUUUAACUAAAUUAACAUGGCUCGAAUGAACCACCCAGCGCCUGUGGAAGUCACAUACAAGAACAUGAGAUUUCUUAUUACACACAAUCCAACCAAUGCAACCUUAAGCAAAUUUAUAGAGGAACUUAAGAAGUAUGGAGUUACCACAGUAGUAAGAGUAUGUGAAGCAACUUAUGACACUGCUCUUGUGGAGAAAGAAGGCAUCCAUGUUCUUGAUUGGCCUUUUGAUGAUGGUGCACCACCAUCCAACCAGAUUGUUGAUGAUUGGUUAAGUCUUGUAAAAAUUAAGUUUCGUGAAGAACCUGGUUGCUGCAUUGCUGUUCAUUGUGUUGCAGGUCUUGGGAGAGCUCCAGUGCUUGUUGCCCUAGCAUUGAUUGAAGGUGGAAUGAAAUACGAAGAUGCAGUACAGUUCAUAAGACAAAAGCGGCGUGGAGCUUUUAACAGCAAGCAACUUUUGUAUUUGGAGAAGUACCGUCCUAAAAUGCGGCUGCGCUUCAAAGACUCCAAUGGUCACAGAAACAACUGUUGCAUUCAAUAAAACUGGGGUGCCUGAUGCUAUUGCCUUGGAAGUGGAACUUGAGAGAGGAAGGAUCUAAUUUGUCAUACAUAUUAGCCAACGUGUUGGUGAAUAAGUCUAAUGAAGCUUCCAUAGGAAUAUUGAAAAGCAGUUUUACCAUGCUAUGAGUUUGUCAGAAUUGCAGCCUCUAUGUUUGGGUUACAGUCAGCCUAUUUGGACACUUAGCAAAAGAUCCUUGCUGGUCAGCUUUUAAAAUGGGCUUAUCAUUCGUAACAAUUGACCUUUCCUGAAAUCAUGUAGUAUUGAGUUAUAAGUCUUCCUUCAAUCUUUUCCCAUGCCAAAAUCUUAUCAACACGUAAAAAAUUUAAAGAGAUUAGGUGCCAAAAUACCCAGCACAAUACUUGUAUUAUAUUUUUAGUAUCAUACAGAACUCUUAAGUUCCAGGAACUAUGAACAUUCUAGACUUUAUGUGGUUUAUUCCUUCAGUCAUUUCAAACAUUGAAACUAGGGCCUGUGUAGUUAUUUGCCUGUUCACUUUGUUUACAUCUCCCACAUUCGUACCAGUAUGCAUCAGGUUUGCUCAGCCAUGGAAUUUUGUUGGAUUUUAAUGUCAUGUCUAUAAAUCUCAUUUUGUGACAUUAGAGAAAACCUCCAUUUUGAAAAUCUACAUUGUACAGAAGCACAUGUCUUUAAUGUCUCCAGACAAAAAAGCCUUACAGUUAAUUUAAUGUUUGCACUUUGGGGUGCAACUUAACCGGGAGGGCCUGACAAAUGAAUGGGAGGGGGGCUGUUAAAUAUUUUAGUAAAAUGUUGCUUUUGUCUUGUGCAGAACAUGUAGAAUAUGCUCUUUAAUUUAGUAAAUAUUUUUUUAAAAGGUAGAGAUGCUUUGUUAGGGUAGCUACAAUAAUUCUUAAUCAAAAUUUCUGAAAUUCUUAUAAUUUUUUUCCCAUAUCUAUUGGAAGUUGUUUACCAACCAUCAUUUUUGUUCAAAGUGUGAUUUUUUUUUUCCUUCUCUUCCCAACCUCUAUUGCAAAAAAAGAAAGUAGGUUUCUGCUAAUGAUUCAGCAGACAUCUAAUAUUUUCUAUGCCUUUUGAGCUGUGUAACUUAAUAUUUGGAUACUUGAUAAUUUGUUUUAUUAUGUAAUUGAUAAAAUGGUGAUGUGUAUUAAUGUUAGUUCAACCAUAUAUUUAUACUGUCUGGGAAUGUGUGGUUAUAGUUCUGUGGGAGAAAUAAUUUGUCAGUGUUCACCAGCUUGUAAAAACCUAGUGCGAGAGCUUAAACAUCUAAAUAAAUAAUGAACUGCAAAAAAAAAAAUAAAAAAUAAAUAAAUAAAAAGAUAAUAAAAAGAGAAAUAAAACAUCA